Molecule: messenger RNA, 543 nt
Organism: Pocillopora meandrina
Lineage: Eukaryota; Metazoa; Cnidaria; Anthozoa; Scleractinia; Pocilloporidae
Source: the annotation of a GenBank genome assembly
AUGUAUUUCAAACAAGUUGGUGUAUCGAAAUGGUGUUGUAGAGAUGUGGAAGAAGAAAGUACUGUUAUAGACCUUAAAGAGGGCCUACCAAAAACCGUCUCGCUCAAAUAUGUGUCUGUAACUGAUAGCAUUGUAACCAAUGGGCGAGACGAGAUGAAAAGCGUAUUUAGAGAUGAAAAUCCGCGAAAUUUAACGUUGCUGUUUCAUGGUGGCAUCUUGUAUGCUGGUAUGGCUAAGUUGGAAGAAUCGGCCUACCAUACUGGUAAAUAUUGGUUGUAUGACUCCUCCUGGAAAUGCGUUAAUAUCACCGUAGCAACGAAGAUCACGGGUCCAUAUACGCGAAGAAGAUUGGACUUUUUCAGUUACUACAGCAACGCUGGUCCUGUUACAACUAUACAGAAGCGAACAGACUAUGUGUUUCUAGAGGUUAUGGGCAUGAAGUCGCGAGCUGGACUCGUGACAUCUUCCAUAGCGGUUCUCAUUGCAGCUUUAGCCGCAGCCUUUGUUCUGAGCGAUAAGUUUGCUGAAGUAGUCCUCCAUUGA